AGUAUCGUUACGUGGUCACAGCAAGCUGUGCGAUGGUACCCGUAGGCGUAAAACGUGUCUCGAGCCGUUGAUGAUUACAGAAAAGUAAAAUGAAACUUACUCGCGUUCAUCUGUACGGAAUAAUGAUGAAUCCUGGGAUUCCUGAUUCCAUUAUUUAUAAAAAUAAUCGUCGCCGUUAUUAAGAGAGCAUUUUAUCGUUCUAAGAAGAAUCCUAUCACUUCGUAUUCUCGGUAACUCUUAAAUAUAUUUAUCAAGAAAACUGCGCGAAGCAGUUUUCCAUUUCCCCUUCGCUGUUAGUGGAAUAGAAUAUGCUUUGUGAUUUCAUUAAUUCCAAGAACUGCGAACGUUACAUAUUAUUUAUAGUAUAUCGAGGAUCAUACAAGGUUCCGUUGGAGCAAUGCCAUUCCCCUACUACGACACUAGACUCGGGGCAUUUUAGAGGAGCGUCGUUUUCAUCUAUCUCAGAAAGCACGUGACAGUAGCACGCAACUCGGCGAGUCCUAAUGGUUUUCCCGACUCCAGUCGCAUUGUUCUCGGUAAAUUAUAGAGUCGAUAUUAAGCAGCUCGCGUCGCCCGGUGACUUGGUCUAGAUGAAUAAUUGGAGUCGCUUAACGGUUUCCAACGAACGUGUCGGAUUAUGUGUUCGGACAUUGUUCGAACGCGUGAAUUAAUUAAGCGGAUAACGUCCUUGAGUAAACUGGUAAAUCCCGUGCCGAAGGAAACCCUGACGUUAUAACAGUGACGUCACGAACGCGAAUCGUGAAUCAGCUCGUUUCGACCGAGUGAAUGGAAGCUCUAUCAACUUGCGUGCAACAGAUCGGUUCCGUCUAAGCGCGGUGGCAGUGGUGCGCGAGUGCGCAAACUUCUACCCGUCGCGUACACGGUUGGCACAUACGCAACGUGUAUCGCGUUAAUAUUCAACUGGGGUAGAUACCGCGAACCGUGAACCGUAAACCGCAAAUUUGCAUUGUCGCAACUGUGAUACGGUUGAAUCGUUUCACGCGGCAAAUCGGGGAAACGAUCGGCGAAUUGAGAAAAUUAGCUGUUUCCAUGUUGGACCUUCAGAACCGUGCGUUUCCUGUGCACUAACAAUAGGAGUGGUGCGUCGAAAAUCCUUUUGUUCCAUUUGAAGAGGUGUCAUGGAAGAGAAAGAGAUGGAUCUAUUAAAAGACAAAGGAGAUGAGAUUCUCUACAUGGAUGACGUUAGGGAUGAAGUGUCUCAGCCGUUGACGUCUAAGGAACUGGAGGGUAUUACCAUUGGGCCGCGACUGGGUGCCCUGCUAGAGACAGACAAUACGAAUAAUCCCCGGCCAACUUCUGGACCAGAGAUCGAUGACCUCAAACCGGAAGGGAAACCGUCAAUUGGGUUCGAUCAUCGGGGGAUAGACGAUGGUUUGCUACCGGAAGAUCCUCGGAUACCGGACAUUCCCGUGUUCCCAGACAGCAGGACACCGUUCUUCCCAGUUCCUCCGAUUCAGCCGAUUCCCGAUGUAAACAUCUACCAACACAAGAAAACGCUGGCGCAAGGAAUGAUGGAUUUAGCUCUCUUGUCAGCGAAUGCGAAUCAGUUGCGUUAUGUUCUGCAGACCGAUGGAGGUCACCCUUAUUACUAUCCGUCGCUGGUUAUGAUAGGCGCCAGUUUAUUCUUGCAAAUCGCGGUGGGGAUAGGACUGAUCUGGAACAGCAGAUACAAUGUCAAAGACACCGCUCAAAUGUGCAAGGCUGAGAGAGCAAACAAUUGGACAGUGAUCGGUAUAUUUUUAGUGACUAUCCUUAACGUGUUCAUCUCAUCCUUCGGGGUGGUUGACGUGGUGUCGUACACACCGGACACUGGUAUAAAGCUCACUUAAAAGUACCUUCUAAUUGUAAGAUUAUUGUGUUCACGUGUUAGCUGUAUGUUCGUGCAUUUUUCUUAUUUUAUUAUAAACAUUAAAGUUGGAUACAAGACGGAAUUAAUUGUAACAGUUUCUUUAAUUCCUUGGAUAGUUUCUCCUUUUUUUCUGAUAGACUUUCGGUUUCUUUGUUUAAUUCUGUUGAGAUCUCUGAGAAUAAAUUUUCCAUUCCCUCGCGGUCAUUUUGAGCUAUCAACAAGCGCGACGCAUAUUUAAAUUUAUAGUCUUGACAAUCAGAGUUCUUUUUGGAAGAUAAAACUUUAAGUUUCUCUUGCAUAAUAUCGUGUAGUGUGGAUAUAAAUUUGAAAAUUUCAUCCCAGUUUAUGUCAUGUAAACCAGAGCUCAAAGAUUUAUGGUGCUCCUCCACUACUGUUACCUAAAAAUUUUAUCAUACCAUCAUGGUAUUGUCUUUCCGGGUAUGUAACUUAAGAACAUUGUAACCAUUUGUAAAUUUACCAUCCAUUUAAAGAAUAUACACUCUUUUCUCAGCCACUUCACGUGGACAUCCAAUAAAUUUCCAAUGGUAAAUAGUUCCUUUAAAUAUUUCUGAUCCUCCUCGGAUGGCACACUUCUUUUACUGGUUGCUAUACGCUUUAUUAGAGCCAGUUCCGAUACAGAUAAAUGAGGGAGGCCACUAACAUUAGUAGUUACCGCAUGAACUCUGCUUAUUAAAUUAGCUCUCUCCUUAACAAGAUUGGAUAUUUCUCUGAUAUUAUAGUUCACUUUACCAUUUAAAUGUAUAAUAUCGUUUAUCUGAUCAAUCUGGGUUUCUGGUACAUUAUACGCUGCUUCUUUUCUCUAAAAGAAUGUAUGACAACUUCAAUAUACUUAGAUUAAAAUUUCUACUUAAUGUACACAUAUAAAUACAUUAGAGAUUAUGUAUUGUAAAUACAUAGAUUACAAGUUACUUUAAAAUUAUUCAAGUAUGAACAUUCUCUUCCAAAAACACUGUUAGCCACAAUCGUUCGGACUACGAUACGAAGAGCAUCUUGACUUCCGAGAAGCCAGGCAAAUGCUAGUAAUAAUUGUCUACUGUUUUUAUCAUUUUCGUUACAAGCAUAAAACUUAACCGCAGGAUAUUGUAA
Molecule: messenger RNA, 2977 nt
Organism: Nomia melanderi (Alkali bee)
Lineage: Eukaryota; Metazoa; Arthropoda; Insecta; Hymenoptera; Halictidae
Product: ninjurin-A
Biological process (GO): tissue regeneration; cell adhesion
Cellular component (GO): membrane
Source: RefSeq, a predicted model, not a curated record